AUGGCAACUGCAGCACCUGAUUUUGAGCUGAGGGUCGUUCUUCUGGGGAACAACUGGUCUCAAAGGUGUACAGUGGGGAACAUCAUGAUGGGAGGGAACGUGUUCCCUGCAGACAAAGAACCACAGUUUGGGAAAGUCAUAGGACGGUGGAGGGACAGAGAAAAAAUCACUAUCAUCAACACUCCAGAUCUUCCACUUCACAAAACCUUGGGUGAUCAGCUUAAAAAGCUUUUAGAAAAAUGCUUUAGACUGUCUGCACCUGGACCUCACGUGCUCCUGCUGGUUCUACAGUCUGAAGACUUCACUGAGCAAUGCAAACACAGGCUCGUCAGAGUCCUACAACACUUCAGUGAUCAGUCAUUUAACCACGCAUUGGUUCUAACAUCAACCCCCAGUGUGAAGAAUUCAGGCAUCAUGUGGCGUUAUGAGAAAAAUCCAGACUUACUAGAUAUAAUCAGACUGUGUAGUAACAGAUUCUUGAAACUGGAAGACCUUGACCUUCAAAAGAUGGUGGCAACGUUGGAUCAAAUAGUGGAAAUGAACAACAGAGAGCAUCUGGGCUUGGAUCAAUUUAAGGAGACAGGAAACUUCCUCACUGAGUCCAUAAGACUGUCUGAACCCAACAAACCAGCUUUAAACCUGGUUCUGUGUGGGAGAAGAACAGCAGAGAAGACUUCAGCAGCAAAGGCCAUCUUAGGUCAGACAGAUCUUUAUUCAGCCUCCAGCUCAUCAGAGUGUGUUAAACACCAGGGAGAGGUGUGUGGACGCUGGGUUUCCCUGGUGGAGCUUCCUGCCUUGUAUGGAAGACCUCUGGAGGCAGUAGUGGAAAAAGCAUUCAAAUGUGUCUCCCUUUUUGAUCCUAAGGGUGUCCAUGCAUUCAUCCUGGUUCUACCUGUGGGUCCACUAACUGACGAAGACAAGGAAGAGUUUAAAACCAUCCAGAACUCACUGGGCUCUCAAGUCAGAGAUUUCACAGUGAUCCUGUUUACAUUAGAGUCAGAUCCUUCAGAUCCAGCUGUUGUCAACUUUCUAAAGGAGAACAAAACCAUCCAGGAGCUCAUGCAGUGCUGCAGAGAAUGUUUUGUUCUUAACAUCAGGGACAGGCAGCAGAUCCCAGAGCUGGUGGACAAUCUACAGAAACAAAGGUCUGGAUCUACAACGAAACCACUGAGCUACACGGCAGAAAUGUUUGCACAUGCCCAGAUAGAAAGGGUCAGCAUGCUACAAGCAGAGCUCAAGGACUUGAGAUCAAAACAGAUAAUAGGUGGUCCUGUUGCGAAGCAGAGACCAGGGGAUCUCAGGAUUGUGCUGAUAGGGAAGACUGGAAGUGGCAAAAGUUCUUCAGGGAACAACAUUCUAGGAAGAAAGGUGUUUAAGUCUGAACCAAGCCAAUUCUCUGUCACAAAACACUGUCAGAAAGCUCAUGCUGAUGUGAACGGUCGUCGUAUCGUUAUCGUUGACACUCCUGGUCUGUUUGACACAACUUUGUCCCAUGAAGAGGUUCAUGAUGAGAUGAUUAAAUGCAUCAGUUUUCUGGCUCCAGGACCACAUGUCUUCUUGUUGGUGUUACAAAUUAGCAGAUUUACAGAUGAGGAGAAAGAGACGAUAAAACUCAUUAAGGAAGGCUUUGGGAAGAAUGCUCAAAGUUUCACCAUCAUACUUUUCACUGGAGGUGAUACACUGAAGUAUGAGGAGCAGUCCAUUGAGGAGUACAUUGAAAAUAAAUGUACCACUUCAUUUAGGAAGCUGAUCGCUGACUGUGGAGGAAGAUACCAUCUGUUUGAUAACCGUGACAAACAAAACCAAGAACAGGUCAGUGUGCUGAUCGCCAAGAUCGACUCAAUGGUACAGGAAAAUGGAGGCAGCUGCUACACCAAUGAGAUGCUGCAAGAAGCUGAAGCAGCGAUAAAGAAAGAAACAGAGAGGAUCCUGAAGAGGAGUGAAGAGGAGAUGAAGAGGAAGGUGGAAGAACUCCAAAGAAAACAUGAAGAAGAAAUGGAAGCAAUGAAAAGACGAGUGCAAGAACAACGAGCAGAAACUGAAAAGCUGAGGAAACUGAGAGAAAAACUACUGGAGGAAAAGCAAAAAAACAUCAUCAAAGAGACAGAAGAGAGAAGGCGGGAGCAGAGAAUUAGAGAGGAGGAAGACAAGAGGAGAAUGCAACAGGAAGAAAUUCAAAGACAGGAGUGGGAACAGAAGCUCACAGAUUUGGAGAAAAGGAAGCUGUCAGAAUCAGAGGAAAAUUACAGCAUUCACAGAGAGCUGGAGAAAGCCAGAGAAGAACUGAAGAAAGAAAGAGAGAACUGGGAGAAAAAACAGAAUGACUGGUGGGAAGAAAGGUUUAAGGAAAACGAGCAGAUAAGAUACGAGGAGGAAAUGAAACGACAAAAGCUCCAAGAGGAAUAUGAAAGGGAAAAAGAAAUUAAUGAAAAGAAAAGAAAAGAGGAGGACCAAAUCAGAAGGCAAGUGGAGGAAAAAGAGAAGAAAGCUAUUGAGGAAAACUACAAGGCUAAAAUGGAGAACCUGAAGAAAACAUUUGAGGAGGAAGCCAGAAAGAAAGCUGAAGAGUUCAAUGAAUUCAAGGAGAAACACCAAAAGGAAUAUGCAGCCCUGAAGGAGGACCACGAGAAACAGAUGAAAGACAGAGAUGAGAAAUAUGACCUCUUAAAGGUGAUGUCAGUCUAUCAGGAAGAACAACUGAAGAAAAAACAUCGAGCUGAACUCUACAGCAUGGGGAAGGUCAGUUUUUAA
Molecule: messenger RNA, 2751 nt
Organism: Cheilinus undulatus (humphead wrasse)
Lineage: Eukaryota; Metazoa; Chordata; Actinopteri; Labriformes; Labridae
Product: GTPase IMAP family member 8-like
Exons: 5
Coding region: 1-2751 (916 amino acids)
Molecular function (GO): GTP binding
Source: RefSeq, a predicted model, not a curated record